AUGGGAAUCCUUAACAUACAAUCCAUGGAGGUAUUCCAAAUUCCGGGUGUUACAUAUAAUGUUGUUGAUCACAUCGAUGAUACGAAGCCAACGGAGGAGACAGACGAAGGCUACACCCAAUGGAAAGAAAUCGAUACACUAGUUCUACAGUGGAUCUAUGCUACUGUUUCAGAUGAGGUUCUUGGUAGAAUCCUAGACAUCAAAACGACCGCCCGUGCGGCUUGGCUCCGGAUUCAAAAGAUUUACCACAUUAACAAAGGAUCAAGGGUGGCGGCCCUUGAAGGAGAGUUCUACAAUCUUACCCUCAAUACUUGUUCGUCUAUGGACGAUUAUUGUCAACGACAUUCUGAUCUUAUUGAACAACUCGGAGACAUUGAUAAUCCCUUAUCUGAAUCUCGGCUUAUCCUUCAACUUUUUCGAGGCCUACCCGCCGAGUUCGACACUGUCGCAUCCUUUAUCAACCAAAUCUCAGAUAUUAGUUGGGAUACCACACGCAACAUGAUUCAAUUAGAGCAACAACGUGUGGCUACACGGAAAACCCGACUCAAUCAGUUCUUGUCGCCCCUCAAGACAAUUGUUCUGAUGCUCCACCACACAACACUGGUCCUCAUUAACAACCCUAUCAUCACAAUUCUUUACGAAGACGGGGUGGCAGUUUUCGUGGUCGAGGCCGCUCCAGCAGAGGUCGUGGUCGCUGCUACUCGUAGCAACAGUGGAAUGCUGCUCAUCAACAAUGGCAAUCACAUCAGUGGGGACAACAAUCAUGGACACCAUCUCCUGCACCCUACCCGACUCAACCCACUUAUUCAACCACAUAUCACUACCCCAUUUACUCGCCUCAACAGGGAGAUACCCAACGAUCCUCCUCAUCAGCCUAAUUUGCUCACCGGUCUACUCCUACUCUUGAAGCUGUAA
Messenger RNA from Lactuca virosa, 915 nucleotides. Lineage: Eukaryota; Viridiplantae; Streptophyta; Magnoliopsida; Asterales; Asteraceae. The record is from the annotation of a GenBank genome assembly.